Messenger RNA from Durusdinium trenchii, 309 nucleotides. Lineage: Eukaryota; Dinophyceae; Suessiales; Symbiodiniaceae. The record is from the annotation of a GenBank genome assembly.
AUGAUCCCGCCACGUUCGCCAAAGGAGGCCCAACGGCGGCACAAGGGGCAGCUUGUACACUGGGAUGCAUCUGAGAAGAUUGGGUUCGUCCAGUUGCAGAAGCCUGUGAUCAACAUCGACGUGGCCGAGUUGACCACCCAUGACAUGCGAAAGCCCGCAGUGCUGGCAGAGGGGCAAUGGCUGAACUUUUUGAUCGGCAUCGAACCACAGGCUCACGAAGGCCCAGCGCUUCGCUGUGCAGAUGCGGUGAAGAGCCGCAGCCGAAGCCCACAUCGCGAGUUCCCAAAGUUGCACAAACAGGGAACCUAA